AUGCCAAAGCUGACUAGUUCAUCACAAGUAUUUGAUCAUGUUAUGUCUGUAGUGUACAUUCUGGUAGGCACAAGCAUUACCAUCAUAGAUUUUCCCUCUGGCUUCUCGCACCCAUGUCAUGUCAUAGAGCACUACAGGCGACUUGGAUAUAAACAUUCGAUUAACUGUGAAGCAAAGAACCUCACAAUGUCUGGUACAUAUGGCCUUAUUAAUGUGAACAAGAAAAAACAUUUCUUCUACGGGGUCUUGCUGUCUACAAGAACUUCCAAGUUGACAGAGAAUGGAUUGGUGUUCCUUUCCAUCCAAUAA
Messenger RNA from Ilex paraguariensis (yerba mate), 309 nucleotides. Lineage: Eukaryota; Viridiplantae; Streptophyta; Magnoliopsida; Aquifoliales; Aquifoliaceae. The record is from the annotation of a GenBank genome assembly.